This is a messenger RNA of Vigna radiata var. radiata (mung bean), 1230 nucleotides long. RefSeq names its product protein MAIN-LIKE 1-like. Bases 1 to 1230 code for a protein of 409 amino acids. The record is from RefSeq and is a predicted model, not a curated record. NCBI's taxonomy places the organism in Eukaryota, Viridiplantae, Streptophyta, Magnoliopsida, Fabales, Fabaceae. Gene Ontology annotation, biological process: meristem development; meristem maintenance. The transcript has 4 exons.
AUGGUAAGAACACGAGGUGCAUCUUUUAGUUCUCGUGGGGAGAGUUCUCGAAGAAAGAGUUCUCGAGGAGAGAGUUCUCGAGGAGAGAGUUCUCGAAGAGAGAGUUCUCGAGGAGAGAGUUCUCGAGAACAAAGUUCUCGAGGAGAGAGUUCUGCAGAAGGUUUAGCUAGGAGACGACCUACAGCUUCGGAGGAGGCAUAUCAGGCCUACGAGGGUCCUGUUCAGGAGGAGGCAUUUGAGGCCUCUGAUGACGAUUAUGAGGAGGAGGAACAUGAUGUUCCUGACAUACAGGAGGAGGAUGUCGGUGGAUUUCCUGGAGGUCCACGUGAUGUUUCUUUGCUGACGCACUAUGUUCAGCAUGUUGCUUAUGGUAUUUCACAAGGCCAGAUCUGCUACGAUUACGUUGAUAAGGGCUUGUUGCUCGGAUUCAUAGAGAGGUGGCACUUUGAGACGAGUAGUUUCCAUCUCCCUGUAGGGGAGAUGACGAUCACGCUUGACGAUGUAUCCACUUUACUUCAUCUCCCGGUGCUAGGACAAUUAUGUGAUUUGGAGGAGUUGGAGUUUGAGGAGGCUCGUACAGCCCUCGUAGACUUGCUCGACGUUGAUGGUGGCACAACUGGUGUUGAGAUGGACGAUGCACGUGGUACUAAAGUCAGACUCAGUUGGCUGAGAGACAUAUAUGUUCAUAGGUGUCGGUCACAGGAUUGGGACUAUGCUGCCAGAGCAUAUAUGUUGCAUCUAGUAGGAUGCACCAUUUUUGCAAAUAAAAGUGCCAGUUCUAUACGCGUGUCUUACUUACUAUUAUUUAGAGACGUACACGCGUGUGGCAGAUAUGCUUGGGGCGUUGCUGCACUCGCCCAUUUGUACGAGGAGCUUGGGGAUGCCAGUCUGGCUUCCACGAAGCAGAUGGCUGGAUAUUUGACUUUUUUUCAGAGUUGGAUAUACGAGCAUUUCCCUAGAAUGGGAAGGAGGCGAUUGGUGUCUUCUUAUGAUGACACCACACCACGUGCGACUAGGUGGCAGAGCCCUCGGCAGAGUUCAACUCUUGCAGAGAUUCGGGAGCAGUUGGAUGGCCUGACAUACAGUGGAGUUGUAUGGCAUCCAUAUGAGGCACAUCGGGGCAUUCGUCCAUUAUUCGGAGUUUGUAUGUAUUCUGGAUGGAUUCGGAUUGGUAACAGCCUUUCCAUCACCACCCAUUGUCGUUGCAGAUGCAGAUGUAGUUGCUGUUGA